Molecule: messenger RNA, 3125 nt
Organism: Eleginops maclovinus (Patagonian blennie)
Lineage: Eukaryota; Metazoa; Chordata; Actinopteri; Perciformes; Eleginopidae
Product: CCN family member 1
Exons: 5
Coding region: 148-1350 (400 amino acids)
Biological process (GO): cell adhesion; signal transduction
Cellular component (GO): extracellular region; extracellular matrix
Molecular function (GO): heparin binding; integrin binding
Source: RefSeq, a predicted model, not a curated record
UGAAAAUGUCCGAGUGAUGGAACAGAUUAAAGGACCAGCGUGCAUUGCGGAUUUUACUUUUUGGGACAACAGCCUUUGUUUCUGAGCAUGUGGAGGAUUUAUUUUCUUUGAUAUAGUUUCUCUCCUCUAUGAGAAUCAGCUGACAGCAUGGGAAUACUGCUGAUAUUUGCUGUCGUGCAGGUGGUGACAGUCGGAUUGGUGACCGCUGGCUGCCCGGUGGUGUGCGAGUGUCCGGCCGGGCCUCCGUCCUGCCCCCCGGGGGUCAGCUCGGUGCCGGACGGGUGCGGCUGCUGUAAGGUUUGCGCGGCGCAGCUGAACCAGGACUGCCACGAAGGACGGCCCUGCGACCACCACAAAGGCCUGGAGUGCAACUACGGCAACGAUGUGGGCCGAACACACGGCAUCUGCAGAGCAAAGGCAGAGGGCCGCUCAUGCGAGUACAACGGGAGGAUUUACCAAAACGGCGAGAACUUCAGCGCCGGCUGCAAGCACCAGUGCACCUGCAUCGACGGGGCGGUGGGCUGCGUGCCGCUUUGCCCGAGCCACGUGCCGCUGGCCUCGCCCUCCUGUCCGGCCCCACACCUGGUCAAGGUGCCCGGCCAGUGCUGCCUCAGCAUCGACUGCCACAAGGGAUCCACCGUCGUGCCCCCGGUCCACCGCCGACCCCAGCCUCCGGCCUACCCGCCUUACCCCUUCAUGCCGUACCCAGCCUACCCCUUCCCGAAGCCUUACCCGAAACCUUUCCGGAAGCUGUACCCCUACAAACCCAAGAAGGAGAAGGACACCCUGGGCAAUGAGCUGGUGGAGGUGGGGCGCAAGUGGGACAACAAGCCCCGUGGAAACAAGCACCUGGCGGCCUGGAGGCAGCUGGGGGAUCAGUGUGUGGUUCAGACUACUUCCUGGUCCCAGUGUUCCCGGAGCUGUGGGAUGGGCGUCUCCUCUCGUGUUACCAAUGACAACGCCAGAUGUAAACUGAUCAAGGAGACGCGACUGUGCAACAUUCGGCCCUGCAGCUCCAUGUCCGUCCCCGUCAAGAUGAGGAAUAAAGGAAGGAAGUGCUCUCGGACCCACAAGGCCCCUGAACCCCACCGCCUGUCCUACGCCGGCUGCAGGAGCACUCGCCUGUACCGACCGAACUACUGCGGCGUCUGCAGGGACGGCCGCUGCUGCUCGCCCCGUCGCACGCGGACCGCCGGCGUGAGCUUCGCCUGCCCCGACGGCGAGCGCUUCAGCCGCUCCGUGAUGUUCAUCCAGUCCUGCAAGUGCAGCGACGAGUGCAACCACCUCAACGAGGCCGCCAUGCCGCCUCAGCGGUGGCUCUACGGAGACACACACAAGUUCAUCGACUAGACAUUCCCUCACAACGAACAGACAAUAACCCCCCCGUAGUGAUCCCCAUUAUAGAGUAGCUGUCCUUAGUGUAUCUAUGAGUAGACGCAAGCCAGGUGAACGAGAAACUGGGGAGGAACGGGGAGAAUGGAUGGGGAAGAGCAGGUGCUUUAGUGUAGAUAAACGCUGUCGCUACAGACUGUGACGAGACCUCCAUGGACGCUACCAAACCUCCUCUGAGACUUUUGAUGAGGACGCUGGAGCAAGACACACACACACACACACACACACACACACACACACACACACACACACACACACACACACACACACACACACACACACACACACACACAUACACACACACACACACACACACACACACACACAGAACUGCUGAUGUUUCAGUCGGUGGAUCCAUGUCACAGUUUCUUAGGUCCGACAGAAGGCCAGUUGACCUUGCGCUGGAGCAGAAUAAAUGCACUCCAAUAACUUGAUAAACCAAAUGAAGACAAAGAAACCGGUUCGUCAGAAGACGGACGAGCACCGUGUCUUUGCAUGGUAUUUAUUCACUGGUAUUUAUUGAGACAGACGUGACGACACAGUGGCACAGUGGGGUCGAUACGUUUGGACGGACAAAACAGCUGAGAGCUGUCGGCCAUGACGACUCCCCCGCCCCCCAAACAGAUCUGGGGCUUGACCCCUGGGUCAGAGAGCCAUAUCUGAUGAUGGAUGAUGAAGGAGAGGAGGUAUGUGCUAGAGUUUGAACCUGAUGGGUUGAAGCAUUAGCGGGGAACAUGUCAAAGGUUGUUUACACAGCUGGACUCCCCCCCACCCACCCCCCACAUGCCUUCGACUGUACAAGAGACAUUUAGCAAGAAGCAGAAGAACAAGCCUGGGAUUCUGGCGCCGAGACGUCGAACCGCCUAAUUCUGAGCAAAUUACAAUCCUGACUCAGCGAGAGUCGACUCUCUGGUUUGCUGUAAAAAUACAAUUUGAAAAACGGCGUCUGCGGAGGUAAACAUGUAAUUUGUGACUUGCGGGUUGGAGCCCAAAUGGGGCCUGUAAUCGAGCAGCAUGUGAGCUCAUGAAACAAUAACUCACGCUUUAUCCGUGUUCCAGAGUCCGGGGGAAGCAUUGCAAAGGACAUUAGAGGGAAGGAUCCCAAAGGACAUUUCGAUCCUUCGUUAAGAUCACCUUGCACCGUUUUUGAUUUCCACCUACAGAGGAACUGACUUUUACCUUUACUGAAUCACCCCCCCAUUUCCAGUGUUUCAAAGAUACGUUUUCUCUUCAUAACAUAGCAGCUUAGAUAUUCCUCCUGGAACAUAUUUGCAUCGUCUACCAUCUCCAGGCUUUCUUAGUGGCCUGACGACUCUUACAGGUGCCCAAAACAUAAGGGGGUUGCUAUUUGCCCGUGUAGACGCUGUGGUUUUGGUACUGUAUGUGUAGUUUUGUGUACGGAACACGAUAGAGCAGCUAUGUACAGAUGCAUUGUUACUUUUCUUUGUAGAUCUCUCUGCUGUAUAAAGGGCCAAUCCUUCCACCCAGUUAUACUGAAGUAGUCCAUGAUGUAGAGUUUAGCACUGAACAGAGCGGGGUUCAGAUCCUUUAGUGCCAAUUUGAAAGCGUGAGGAUUGUGUGUCUACUACAAAUACUGCAGUAACAGAGUCAUGCUUUUUAGGAUCACAUGUGUUAAAAAAAGACUUGCUGGAAACGGGUUGCCUAACAAAUAAUUGGAUGUUUGAGAGUUGGAAGUUCAUUUUGCAUUUUUAAUAAAGACAUUUUCACUCCUA